Messenger RNA from Penicillium waksmanii, 2130 nucleotides. Its product is annotated as putative arsenite efflux transporter ArsB-like. Gene Ontology annotation, biological process: transmembrane transport. The transcript has 4 exons. Gene Ontology annotation, cellular component: membrane. NCBI's taxonomy places the organism in Eukaryota, Fungi, Ascomycota, Eurotiomycetes, Eurotiales, Aspergillaceae. The coding region runs from base 1 to 2130 and encodes 709 amino acids. The record is from RefSeq and is a predicted model, not a curated record.
AUGGCUGAAAAUCUGGAUACCGAACAAAUCAAAGAUUGGCGAUCAAUAAUCACUCUGAUUAUUUUUGUUCUCACUAAUAUUGUCGUACUCUUUCCUUUCCAUAUCCCAUUCUACAUCCCCCGAUGGCUUCACAACGCAGUCCUGGAUGGAUUGGCGGCUUUACGAAUUAUACGUCGUCGUGAAAUCCCCCCCAAAAAUAACGGCAAGCCGAGUUUGCUUGUACGGCUGAACCUGCCUCUGAACUUUGUCACCGCACCGUUGAUAGCAGACUUGUUUCUACUCGCAAUUUUGGCUAUCGGGCGACAGGAAGUUCAUGACGGGACUGUUGGCGCAGAUGGAAUCUCACCAAUCGACAUUUUGGUCUUUUUUCUUACAUUGGCUUAUAUCGCCAUUUCGAUCGACGCUUCUGGCCUCAUCCGAUAUUUAGCUUUCAAGGUACUCCAAAAAGGUGACGGGGUGGGCCAUCGACUCUUCUUCUACCUCUACACAUUCUUCUUCGCGCUGGGAAGCUUUAUCGGAAACGACCCUAUUAUUUUAUCCGGCACGGCCUUCCUCGCUUACAUGACACGCGUGUCUAGUAAUAUCGUUCACCCAAGAGCUUGGAUACAUAGCCAGUUCGCCGUCGCUAAUAUCGCAUCCGCAAUCCUGGUGUCCUCAAACCCGACAAAUUUGGUUCUGGCGGGUGCUUUCAACAUCAAAUUCCUUGUGUACACAGUGAACAUGAUCGUACCGGUAGUGGUGACUGCUAUCGUCGUUUUCCCAUUCCUGCUUUAUAUCAUUUUUGCGGAUGAAUCUUUGAUUCCGAGGAAGCCAGGGGCAAACCCCCCAGUGAAUCCGAAUAUACCCCACGCUAGAGGAGGCGCUGAAGAAGAGGAGGAGGAGGGGGUAAAUGAAGAGAAUGGAACCCUUCUCUCGCUGGAAGAAAUUAUGAACCCUUUCCUGGACAAGGGAGGUGCGGCUUUUGGCGCCAUCAUCAUGGCUGCGACCCUCAUCACCAUCCUUGCUAUCAACGCCGCUAGCAAUUCCGGCCACGACCGUCCCGUCUUCUGGGUUACAUUACCUGCCGCUUUCGUGAUGCUCUGCUGGGAUCUCGGGACAGGCUGGAUUCAUCGACAUGAGACGCGCCGGAUUGCUGCCGUGGGCCGACAACAACAUGAAGCCGUAAAAGCUGAGCGUGAACAUCGGAAAUCACUCCGAAAUUCCCCAGAACAAAAUGCUCAGGAGAAUAUCGAAAAUCGGCAGCCUAGAACAACCGACUUCUUCUCGAAGAGUUUGAAAAUAACCAGCCAGCCCGAUGCUAUAAAGAUUACCAUGGACACAAGACCUUCGCGUGACUGCGACGAGACAUCGCUUCCAGCACCGAUUUUAGGCGAGAAGGAGCCCUUCCCUGAAGUCCAGUCUCCGAGUUCAGUCUCAAAGGCUAGUGGAGAACUGGAUGUCACGACUCAACUAGAAAAGGCCCAGUCAUAUGUUACCAAUGGUAUAGACUCCGAAAGGCGAGCCGGUAGAGGACAAGAGGACUCAAAUCAACCAACAACCCUAGUGUCCCUCUGUGAAAAUGCCUAUGUCUGGCUACAAGAGACAUUUCCAACUGUCACAGUCGUGCUUUCACACCUUCCUUUUCCGCUGGUUCCGUUUGCCCUGGCCAUGUUUGUACUUGUGCAAGCUUUGGUUACCAAAGGAUGGGUUCCUGUAUUUGCCUAUGGGUGGGACCAUUGGGUUGAGAAGACCGGAACAGUCGGUGCAGUUGGUGGCAUGGGCUUUUUGUCUGCGAUUCUUUGCAAUUUCGCCGGGACAAAUAUUGGAACAACAAUUCUCCUUUCUCGUGUCGUUCAAGCCUGGCAAGAAAUUCAUAAUGUCAGCGGUAUUCCGAUCAGUGACCGUACCUUCUGGGCCACGGUUUAUAGCAUGGCACUUGGCGUCAACUUUGGCGCGUUCAGCACGGCCUUCAGUGCGUCACUAGCUGGUCUUUUGUGGCGGGAUAUACUUGCAAGAAAAUACAUUCGUGUGGGUAGCAUCGAGUUUGCGCGCGUCAACCUUCCUAUUAUCGCGAUCGCUAUGGCGGUUGGAUGUACCGUUUUGAUCGGGGAGGUUUACAUAAUGAGGAAAGAAACACCAUAUGAUGCUUGA